AUGGCUUCGCUAUUUCGCUUUCUGAUAGGGAGUCUUAUCUCUCUAGCUUUUUUGACUACAGUCACAGCUGCAGGAAAACAUGAACCGUUCUUUAUGAAUGUAGAAUUAAGUGAUGCUUAUACUGGCACCACAAACUGCACAGACAAAAACCAUUGGUUCCUCAUUACUGCCGACGUCUUUCUUCCCCAAGGCAGCUCGGAUGAUAUUUAUUUGACUGUUCCCGAUGACUUCAGCUCGCUCCCAAAUGGUAGCUUCUCAUUAAAAUAUAACUCCAAAACUAUGGGGUCCGUCUUCAUAAAUGGUUCUAAUGUUUUGAAGAUAUCUCCUGAAGGAAAAGCGGCAAGUAAUGUAACGGCAUCAUUCGAUUUUCUGGCUCAACUGACGACAGACGCAAAGAAACAGAUCCAAUCCCCAGGAAAGAUUGAUUACACAUUCGAAGUAUCAACAGGCUCAGAUUUCACCACUUCGAUUAAUUACGUGGCGCAAGAUCUUCAGGCUUUGACUUCAAAUGGUGGAAUUAAUGCCGACAACAGUACCGCUUGGUUUACAGCUGAUAUACCAGUUUCAAUGUUAAAUCGUCCACUUUAUUUUACAUCUCAAGAAGCAGCGAAUACGACCUAUCAAUUCAAUACGGCUCUUACUUCUGCUGAGAUUGUGGUAGCAGUGGACGCAUUCAAUCAGCCUACGCGCAGUUUUUCCUUCAGUGCCUUUAAGGAUUUAUCCGAUUCUUCCCAGAUCAAGUUGCUGUUCAAUACAACGAUAAACGGUGGCAAAUAUAUCCGUGUUAACUUCUUCACCAAUGUCUUGAAUACAGCCUCGAUCGGAAACACUGUUUCGCUAGACUAUGCCAAUCAAUUAUCGAAAAGAAAUGCGAUUACGGUGACCUCUAACCUAUACUCUAGCUCCCAGAGCAAUGUUCAAAACCAGGAUAGUGAUGAAAGUAGUAACAAUUUGGCCUCCUCAACCGCUACACAAGAGACUUACGAGACAUAUUACUUGGAAUCUACAACCGAGCCGGGUGUCUACACAGAAAUUGGUACCUGGAUUCCAAUCUCCACAUUGAGCAGUCAUAUUGCCACUACAUCAGCUACUUCAAGUGUUCUUGACUCGCUCAAUAGUAUUUCAAGCCCUUCAAUCUCCACGAGUUUUGUGAGUUCAACGCCUGUGACAACCAGCUUAUUGGCAGCUAACUCCUCGACUAGUUACACUGCAACAAAAACCAAAGCGGCUCCCGGAAAGCUAUUGCUGGGCUCGAAAUCCAACUCCUCAGAAGAAUAUCUGACAUACUCUGUGAUUACCACAACUAUAAAUGGUGAAGUCAUAACCUUGACUAGCUUAACUCCAAUUUCGACAUUGUCUUCUGUGAUGCCUUCAACUCAAGGGUUUUAUUUGAACAAGACGGCUAGCAGCCAAUCGACGUUCUUGACUGCCGCCGAAGAUUCCAUCAUAACUAAGUCAAAGUCGGCACUAUCCAGUGACUCAGCUACUUCGACAUCUGUAAGUGCGAUUUCCUCUUCGUUGCAAACAAAGUUCAAUAACAGUACUACAACUUCAACAGAAUCCCAUGGCACCACCACUAUUGCCUCAUCCAAAUCCACAUCAGUUGAGGUUGAUUCCUAUAAAACGUAUGCUGUUAUCACCAAAGAUGACAGUGGUGCAUUCACAACGUACACUAGUGUACGUGCGCUAUCUACUUUAAGUUCGAGCUCAGUGCCUGCCAGCAGUCAAGUGGUAGUAACCAAGGACAAAGGCGAUUUUACUACUUAUGCCAGCGGGUAUCCUUUGACCACUUUGAACUCUGGCUCGGCGUCCCGUGCAAACAUUAUAUCCAGCAGCAGUCGCGGUGCAUUUACUAAAGAUGACAGUGAAUCAUUUACUUCAUACUCCAAAUCGCCCACCGCGCCCACCACGAGUCCAAGCUCAACCUCAGCUAUCUCCUCCCGCGUAGCAAGCUCGACUGUCCUAACCAAUUCUGUCAUGAACAGCACUAGCUCUUUAUGGAUUCAGACUCAGUUGACCUCGACAGGUGACUUGCAGACAUCACACUCAGUGUUGAUGUACCAGGAUGGAGGUGCUCGGGCCUCAGCAGGCUUCGGUGGACUGCUGGUCAGUUUUGUUCUCCUGUGGAUUUUGUAA
Molecule: messenger RNA, 2136 nt
Organism: Torulaspora delbrueckii
Lineage: Eukaryota; Fungi; Ascomycota; Saccharomycetes; Saccharomycetales; Saccharomycetaceae
Gene: EGT2
Product: Egt2p
Exons: 1
Coding region: 1-2136 (711 amino acids)
Source: RefSeq, a predicted model, not a curated record